This is a messenger RNA of Pseudonaja textilis, 1577 nucleotides long. Lineage: Eukaryota; Metazoa; Chordata; Lepidosauria; Squamata; Elapidae. The record is from RefSeq and is a predicted model, not a curated record.
UUACUCCUCUGCAAAUGGAGCCCCUUGAAGAAGUUCAGGAUUCCCAGAAGAGAAGUUUCAUCAACCUGGUCUUUGAGCUAUCUUCUGCUACUAAUCCAGUGAUUGUUUCGAUAAAAAGCAAAGGGAUUGAUUCAUCUCUAUGUAUUAUGGAUUUCCUCCUUUUAUUCCUGAGGCUGCUAGUGUCUCUUCCAAUCUCUGGGAACCUUAAAGUCAAGUGCCCGCUGAGUUUGGAACAUCAGGAUGGAAAAAAACCAUGGAGCUAUUACAGACCAGGAGACCAUCUCAUUAGUAUCAUCACCACUGGAACAGAAAUAUUACAUACAAUAUUGCUUUUCAACAAGGCUCCUAAUAACCAGUCUGAUUUCUUACCUUAUGAUAGAUCAAGAAUAGUAUACUUUAUUUUCAAUAUUCAAGUUGUCAACAAGAUUCCUCAGCUCUUGCACAAUUUGACACUUGGCUACAACAUCCAUGACAACUAUUUGAAUGUGCAUGGCACCUCUGAUGCCUUGCUGGAUAUACUCUCUACUGGAGAAGCCAAUGUUCCCAACUACAACUGUGGAAGGAAAGACAACCUGUUGACUCUGGUUGAUGGUACUGAAAGGGACAUUUCUAUCCAGAUGUCAACAUUAGUCAACCCCUACAAAGUCUCACAGUCCACUCAGGAAGAUACAGAAAAAUGCACCAAGUGUACAGAUGAUAAAUACCCAACUGAGGACCGAGUCCAAUGUAUCCUCAAAGUUAUAACCUUCCUUUCUUAUGAAGAAUAUUUGGGUAUCAUCCUGGUCUCUUUUGCCCUGCUUUUAUUCCUAACCACAGGCUUUAUUUUAAUCAUAUUCUUUAAAUACCGAGAAACCCCCAUUGUCAAAGCCAACAAUCAGGACCUCUCUUACAUCCUCCUGGUCUCCCUCCUGCUUUGCUUCUUGACUUCUUUUCUCUUCAUUGGUCAAGCAAGGAAAGCCACCUGCCUUCUCCGGCAAACCAUUUUCAGCAUCAUCUUCUCAGUUGCCAUUUCUUCUCUCUUGGCCAAAACAAUCACAGUGGUGCUGGCUUUCCUGGCUACAAAACCAGGAAACCAAGUGAAGAGAUGGCUGGGGAAGAGCUUGGCCAACUCCAUCAUCCUCUCUUGUUCUGCUGUCCAAAUUAUCAUCUGUUCCAUCUGGCUUGGUGUUUCUCCCCCAUUCCCUGACUCUGACUUCCACUCUCAGCCUGGAAUGAUCAUACUGCAGUGUAAUGAAGGGUCUGUUGCCAUGUUCUACAUCACUCUUAGUUACAUGGGCUUCUUAGCUGCCAUCUGCUUCACGGUGGCUUUCCUAGCCAGGAAUCUCCCUGGGGCCUUCAACGAAGCCAAGCUGAUCACCUUCAGCAUGCUGGUCUUCUGCAGUGUCUGGGUGAGUUUUGUGCCCACCUACCUGAGUACCAAAGGGAAACAUAUGGUGGCUGUGCAGGUCUUCUCCAUCUUAUCCUCCAGUGCUGGGCUGCUUGGCUGCAUCUUCAUCCCAAAGUGCUACAUUAUCAUUCUGAGGCCAGACCUGAAUACAAAGGAACAGCUUACAACCAGAAGAAAUAUAGAAAUGUGA